Molecule: messenger RNA, 362 nt
Organism: Aedes albopictus (Asian tiger mosquito)
Lineage: Eukaryota; Metazoa; Arthropoda; Insecta; Diptera; Culicidae
Product: GATOR complex protein NPRL3-like
Biological process (GO): cellular response to amino acid starvation; TORC1 signaling; negative regulation of TORC1 signaling
Cellular component (GO): GATOR1 complex
Source: RefSeq, a predicted model, not a curated record
UCCAGCACGGACAACGACGAAAGCAUAGCCUCGAUAGACGACGAUGACAAAAUUAAGCGGCUGCUGUACGCGUUUCCCGAGUGCGACCGUAAGGCAAUACAGAAGAUUCCGGCCGCCUCCAAUCCGGAGGACCUGUCGUUGAUGGCCCGUCUCUGGCAGGCCGGGUAUUUCAAGGGCGAACAUCACCUCGAGGAGAUUAUGUACUUUGAAAAUCUCCGACGAUCCCAGUUGCUUCAGUUGGUGGAUAAAUUCCGGGACGUUCUGAUAAUCUACGAAACGGAAGAUCCGGCCAUUGCCAGUUUGUACACUGUGCCGCAGUAGGCCGGUGAAUAGAACACGAAUAAAAAGCCUCCGAAAAUCAA